Molecule: messenger RNA, 2453 nt
Organism: Teleopsis dalmanni
Lineage: Eukaryota; Metazoa; Arthropoda; Insecta; Diptera; Diopsidae
Product: protein suppressor of variegation 3-7-like
Exons: 6
Coding region: 64-2130 (688 amino acids)
Molecular function (GO): DNA binding
Source: RefSeq, a predicted model, not a curated record
AAUACAGAGGAUGAAGUUCAACCUUCUGACGAUGAAUCGGUGGAGAGUGAUGAAGUGUUUACUAUGAAAAAUUGGAUGUUUAACCUCCAACAAUCUAAUAAAAUGAGUUACUGUGUAUUGUGUGAUUAUCUCAUAACAAGAAUUAAUUUCAAAAGACACACUAGAACACGUCAUCAUUUAAGAUUUCUAUCGUUAAUACACAAGGAUGAAUUUAUUGCAGAUAAAACGGCUGAUAAAAUAAAAAAUGAGACGUUGUCGUUUAUUGAAAAUAAUAACUUUGUUAAUGAUGACUUACAGAAGAAGUAUGACUGGAUUUCUUAUGACCCGCAAAACUCAUUAGUGGCUUUGUGUAAAGUUUGUAACAAGGAUAUUACCCAUCCUUGCUCUGAAACUAAAUUGAAGGUGCAUGAAAAAAUUGCUCAUGGUAAACAGAACCCAGUCGAACUUGUCAAUCAGAUGAAAGACGAAAGUGUCAAUCAGAUGAAGAAUGAGACACAUAAUGAAGUGUCACAUUCCGAAUCUGAAGAGAAUUCGGAAGAUAGUCAGGACGAAGAAAGUGAUUAUAAAACGUACCAAAAAAAGAGAAUCAAACGACUGUCCGACGAAUGGUUCAGAGUUUACAAGUGCUAUCGAAAAUCUGACGAUCCACAGUAUAUAUAUUGUAAUUAUUGUAAGGUACCAUUGCUACCUACAUUUUCUCGCUACAAACAUGAAAAGUGUGCUCGUCACCAACAGGGAGUCAAGCGUAGUUUGUUGGAAGAACGUAAAAAUCAGUUAAAGAGUAAGAGCAAAUUGCAUCUUGGAGUUUUUAAGCGGAGUAUUGAAACUAAAUCUCUAAAGUCGAAUGAUAUAAAUAAUAUGAAAGUAAAAAUUAUGCAUUUACAAAAAAAUCACCCUUGGGUGCAAUACAAUCCUAAAGAACUUCAGCCUGAUUAUGUCCUUUGUACUAUUUGCAACGACCGCGUUUUCGUACCUACUUCGGAUUCUGUUAAGAAGCAUGAAAAAAAACAUUAUGGAGGAGUUAAUAAAGUUGUAUAUAGAAGAGAAAUCGAAAAUCAAUUCAGUUACGAUAAUAUGGAAAAUGAGAAUAACAUAAUAAGUGAAUCAUUGCAAUGUGAAAUAUUGAUGCCUGAAGAUCCAAAGUCUGACAAACAUAAGAAAAAUAUGCAAAACAUAGAUACUAACGACGAAGUUCAAAUCUUAGAAGAGCCUUUUAUCAAGGUUGAGAAAGAUGACGGAAGUAUUUAUCAAACUAAUCCAAAACGUAUCCAGAACUCAGACACAGAAGAAACUAUAAUGGCUAAACGAGGAAAGUACACAGAAGCACAUCAAUCCGUAGAUGAUGCCAUUAAUAUUCUUUGCAAAUAUAAAGAUAAAUGCACAAAUGCCAAUUCUUCGAAAUCAGAAUCAAGUAGAAAUACUUAUGAUUUGUUUUUUGAUAGUGUCAGUGAAACUGUUAAAAAGCUUCCAAAUGAUUUAGCAGCUGAAGCCAAGGUGCGGGUUUCUAGUAUUAUAUAUGAACUUGAAGUACGUGCAAUGCAGCGCGAGCAAGAAAUUGUAGAUUCUCAGAACUUGAGUACAGCAACCAUAAACGAAAAUUCAAUAACCCAAAAUGAAAAUCAUAAUUUAAUGAACAACUCUGAUGGUCAUAAUUCGUUUGGUAAUAUAAGCACUAUACAACCUUUUCGUACCAUUCCACUUACAGGACAACCGGCGUCACCAGUAAAUCCUAAUUCAAAAUUGAAACUGCGUAUACAAAAACAUAUUACUAAACCUUCAUCAUCGACACCAGUGGCAUCGAGCCAAAAACUUCUCAGUUUUGUAAGGACAUCUGAACAACAAUUAAGAAUUACUUCAAAUGGAGAAUCUAUCGAAAAUUUAGGUGAUAACCAAGAAACGGAGACAAUUAUUUUGGGUAAAAAUCAAACUUCUAAUCAAUUGAAUCCAACUGAUCGGCAAAUGACUGAAGCAAGCAGCACAGGUUUGCGUGCGCGAAGUCUAGAGUCUAUGUUACAAAAUGCAGUGCUUCCAGUUAAGCUUACAUCUCUGCCAACAUCAAACCUUCGUCAAACUAACUUAUUUAACUUUAAAAAUGGUGUGAUACGUACUAAGUCGACCACUGACGCUUGAAAGAGCGAAAUUUUAAUUAGUAAAGUUAAAGUUAUUGUAUAAAGUUCUUUCGAACUAUAAGUUGGUAACAGUUAUGUUUGUCAUAUUUAUUAAAUCUUUUUUUCCAGUUAUUAUGUAAAAUUAUAUUGAUGUAUUGUUAAAAAUGCGGAGGAACCAAUGCAUAGAGAGAUUGCUUUUUUUAUAACUAAAGCGAUCAAAGUCUACACAAGUAAAUUAUGUCGCGAACUAUCACUGGUAUGAAGUAACAACAAUUAUGUAUUGCAGAACACCAUUCCAGAAAUUAUGUGAAAUAAAAAAUUUUAACAUAUUACAUAAGCAUAAAU